Ophidiomyces ophidiicola is the source of this 1596-nucleotide messenger RNA. RefSeq lists its product as uncharacterized. Lineage: Eukaryota; Fungi; Ascomycota; Eurotiomycetes; Onygenales; Onygenaceae. The record is from RefSeq and is a predicted model, not a curated record. The transcript is spliced from 2 exons. The coding region runs from base 1 to 1596 and encodes 531 amino acids.
AUGCCUGACCACAGUCGUGCUGGAGAUGGCAAGAAGACUGUUUCUCGAAAAUCCGUCAAACGUGACGCAGAUCGACUGCAGACACUUCUAUACUCCUCACCUACCAGCCUUGCUGCCCGGAAUAAUGCCCUAGAUCUUUCCGAUAUCUCGCAGAGCGCCUCUAGGUCCGCUUCUCGAAACGUCUCACGCAAUGUUUCUCGAAAUAUCUCUCGGGUCCAAUCUCGAGAAGAGUCUCGUGUUCCAAGCAGAGAGCAAUCUGAUGAUGAAUUAGAAACCGGCAGUGAGAGCGGCGAAACUAGCCUAAGUACCGUAUCCUUUGACGAGCGGCUCGGCGAGAUCUCGGAAUCUGGCGCUAACAUAGACCGAUCUUUACCUGGUCUAAUUGAAGAUCUUGUCGACCGCAAACACGACAGCCUUCGAUAUCGCGAAGAAAACUUGUUAGCAUAUUCGCGCAUCCUUGCCCACCAUUAUGCCGCAGAAGAGUUAGAAGACCAUGUGGAUGAUCUGCUCAUAGUUUUUAUGCAGAGCAUCCAACAAGAGUCCUCCGAAAAAGAGACAGUACUGGCUCUCAGGUCGGCCUCUCUGACUGCCGUGACAUCACUGGAUGGUGCUAUUUACAGCCGGGUGAGCAGCCUGGUGAAACAGAAAAUUACUGGCGCUUCUUCAUUGCCAGUUAAAGUUGCCGCCCUCCGUUGCUUAGGUGCAUGUACAUACUUUGGUGGGGCGGGGGAAGAAGAGAUCAUUGACGAGCUGGAAUUUUUGAUUGAAAUUGUCACGUCGAACGGCCAUUUCGCUGAUGCCCCAGAUGACCCAGAAAUAGUUGUCACUGCAUUGCAAGAAUGGGGCCUCCUCGCCACACGAGCAGAAAGUCUAGAAGAGUUGAGCGAGGAUGCAGUGGAAGCGUUUGCUGACCAGCUCGAAAACAGCGACACAGAUGUACAGGUCGCUGCCGGUCAAAACAUCGCCCUCCUCUAUGAACGAAGCUUUUCGACUCUAAGGGAAGACGACGAACUUAAUGAACGUGACCUACAGAUAUCUCUUGACGACAUAUCCAAAGCCGACUACAAAGACGACAACGGCACUCUCCUCGUGCAGCACUAUAAACCAUACCACGACACCCCCAAAAUCGAGCAAAAAGUCCGCCAUCUGUCCAACGUCUCCGGCCAGCGCGCCAGCAAGAAGUCCAAGCGCUCGCUCCAUAUGCACUUCGAUGCGAUCCUAACCACUAUCGAGAACCCCUGCCACGGCCCACGCUACGGAAAGCUUAUGGAGAACGAGAAAAGUGAAAGCUACGGCGAGCGCACACAGGUGAAAUUCCGCCGCUUCGCCCCCCUCAAUGUCAACAGAUGGUGGAAAUGGAUGCGACUAGUCGCCCUGCAGCGACUUCUGGAAGGCGGUGUGAUUGAGCAUUUGCAAGCCGGUAGCCCCGCGAUCACUAACAAUUUACCGGGACUGUCCAUGGAAGCUCCUCCUCCUGUGAAGCGCCCAAAGCAGACGCGAAGCAAGGGGAAGGAAAAGAGAGCUGUGGACCCGAUGAAGGCUCCAAGUGGUAGGAGUGGAGAAAUGGAGAUGUUAUUUGAUACCUUGCACGUCUGA